Messenger RNA from Cyphellophora attinorum, 543 nucleotides. RefSeq lists its product as uncharacterized. The transcript has 3 exons. Bases 1 to 543 code for a protein of 180 amino acids. The record is from RefSeq and is a predicted model, not a curated record. Gene Ontology annotation, molecular function: carboxy-lyase activity. Lineage: Eukaryota; Fungi; Ascomycota; Eurotiomycetes; Chaetothyriales; Cyphellophoraceae.
AUGCCCUUCCCCAAAUACAUCCCAGACGCACCACCCGAGGAGACCAAGUCGCAAUUCGACAAGGACCUCAAGGAUCUGCACUUGAUCUAUGACUACAAUGCGCAAAAUGUAGAGACAGGCGAGCCCGAGAAAUGGAGGUAUGAGAUGUGGUUCUUCUCGCCUGAAAGGAUAGUCUACAAGAUUCAUGGCGGGCCAAUGGCCGGACGGGUCAACUUCCAAUCUGCUGCGUAUCAGUGCAUUCGCCCAGGAGAAUUGUGGCAAUGUAACUGGCUCGAAGAAACCGGCACCAUAUGCUCUCUCGUGUACGACAUCCCUCAGAAGCGCAUCACGACCAUGCUGGGAUUCUCGCAGGGCCACUGGGAGAAAGCUGAGGAAGCCCAUGGCGACAAGCGGAAUUCGAAAGAUCUGGAGCGGUGGAGAAAGCUUGCUGAGAUUGGGAAGCAGACAGAUCGUAUACUGCUCAGCGAGCAAGCGAAGAUGGUUGAUAUCUUCCAUGGCAAAGGCGACUUGGAGCCUAUAAGUGGAAAAGAGGAGACUUUGUGA